AUGGCGGACAGCGGCGGCAGCGCGGGCGCGUCGGGCGGCGGCAGCGCGGGCGCGUCGGGCGGCGGCGGCGCGGGCGCGGCGGGGCCCAGCGGGGGCGGCGGCCCCAUCAACCCGGCCACGCUGCCGCCCGGAGACCCGCAGCUCAUCGUGCUCAUCGUGGAGCAGCUCAAGAGCCGCGGCCUGUUCGACAGCUUCCGCCGCGACUGCCUGGCCGACGUGGACACCAAGCCAGCCUACCAGAACCUGAGGCAGAAAGUAGAUAAUUUUGUGUCAACGCAUCUGGACAAGCAAGAGUGGAACCCAAACAUGAACAAAAACCAGCUGCGCAAUGGCCUGCGACAGAGUGUGGUUCAGUCAGGGAUGCUCGAAGCUGGUGUGGACAGAAUCAUUUCUCAGGUGGUAGACCCCAAACUCAAUCACAUCUUCAGACCACAGAUUGAGCGUGCAAUUCACGAGUACCUGGCAGCCAAGAAGAAGGAAAUCAUGCCUAUUCUCCCUCUGGAACCUGACUGCCAGGAACCUUCAACCACGUCCAAAGAUGCAUCAUAAGGUCGGCUUCUGGUCUUUCACCUCAAGAGGCUUCCUGGCUCAGAGAACAGGCCUGCGACCAUUUGGAAGCUCCCCGGCACUAAUGAGAAGGACUGGGUUCCAUUUUUUUCGAUCAAGACCAGCUGUGGUUCCCUUCCAUUGAUUUCAAGACUCCACAUGGAUUCGGGGUGGUCUCCUGAGUGAACAGGAAACCAGUUUGGUGGUAGGAAAGUUCAUGUGCACCCUCACAUCCUGUGACCACCCAGUAGGCAUAACACUACAAGGCAUAAAAGAAGCACUACAUCAACUUGUGGUUGUCUUGAGCUGGAACUUGAAGACUGAGCACGUAUCAUAGGGCUUGUGUUAAGGGAACAAAAAGCUCCAGUGAAGAAACAUAAGCUCCUGGAACACUGGCAGAGUUGGUUCAGGAGAAAUGGGGGUACCUAGCAAUGGAGUGUCCUGGCAGUGUUUCUCCUAGUUUCACACUAGCAUGUUUGAGGUAUUGGAAUCCAAAUGUUUCAGGCUAGUGUGACCCUCUCAAGGCUACCAUUUCCCCCCUACCCCACCAGGAAUGGGGCCACUCCUAGGACCCUCAGAAGUGACGUUUGUGGGUGCUCUGUCCCCGACUGCUUUUCUAUCCUUCAUUUGUCAGGUGUAUUUCUUUUGCUCAUGUUCAUGGUUCUCGUUUCUUUACAAGGGAAUGUAGAAUAAAGGCUGAGAGUUUAUAGACUCUCAGAGCCCAGGUGGGUGAAGAGGUGCCCCCUCCUGCUUUUUAUGGGUUUCAUUGAUGGGGUGCACUUUUGUUCCCCUAAUUUGAAUGGGGGUAGGUCAAAGUUGGUAAGCUGUGAAUCUGCAAUACAAUAAAGCCAUCAAGUUCUUA
Suncus etruscus (white-toothed pygmy shrew) is the source of this 1408-nucleotide messenger RNA. RefSeq names its product biorientation of chromosomes in cell division 1 (gene BOD1). The record is from RefSeq and is a predicted model, not a curated record. Bases 1 to 549 code for a protein of 182 amino acids. The transcript is spliced from 4 exons. NCBI's taxonomy places the organism in Eukaryota, Metazoa, Chordata, Mammalia, Eulipotyphla, Soricidae.